This is a messenger RNA of Caenorhabditis elegans, 1115 nucleotides long. It is a transcript of the gene glb-4, whose product is annotated as GLOBIN domain-containing protein. The transcript has 7 exons. Gene Ontology annotation, molecular function: heme binding; oxygen binding. The coding region runs from base 39 to 1073 and encodes 344 amino acids. The record is from RefSeq and is marked reviewed. Lineage: Eukaryota; Metazoa; Nematoda; Chromadorea; Rhabditida; Rhabditidae.
UUUCAGUGUAUCAGAGAUCUUCCGGACUAUGCAACAAAAUGGGCAAUCAGUCUGCUCGUCAACUAUCUACACAUCGAAAACAUGUAGUACAUACGUGGAAUACAAUAAACUCGCACGAUCCACAGCUUCUGAGUGAUGCCAUUAGUGAGGCUUGGCUCAAAUCCGCCGAGUUAACACCCACAUGGGUAUGGGCUCUUGUUGAUCUACCAGAGACUAUGCACGCUACCUAUAAGGAAAAUGCUCAAUUUCUCAACAUCAUCAAUCAAGUUCGUGACUUUCUCAACAUACUCAUCAAAGUUCACAAAUGUGAUCCAGAAAUGAUCAAGACGCUUUCCUUCCGUCUCGGAGCACGCCAUCGACAUUAUAUGAAUGAGGGAAAUGACAACUGCUUUUGGGCUCCGUUUGCCCAACAACUUCCGAUCGCCAUGAGCAAAAUGUACAUGCGGGUUGUCACAGAGGAUAGCAAAAUUCGGCGAAUAUUGAGAAUAAGGUCUAGGGCAGCGGAGAAAAGUGAAGAAGAAGAAGUUUGUGAGUCUUGGAGACAGUUUUCCUGCAUGUUAAUCGAAUCAAUGAAACGAGGAUAUGAGGGAUGUGCAAGUGAAAAGACACCUCUUCGGUUAAGCAUUACAAACUCGAUAAUCUCAAUGGCAUCGAUGCGUUCAUCACGUUCCCGAUCCGCCUCCCAUUUUCUCGAACCGAACAUGUCGCCGGCAAUCGCUCCAAUGUGUGCUCUUCUUGGCUCAACAGAGAGCAACUCGACGACUACAACAACUCAGCCAUCAUCUCCAAUUACUCCAUAUCGACGAAGAAGUAUGUUCCGCGCGGGUGGAGCUCUUCAAAGGAAUAGCCAAGACUUCACAGCACUACGAAACCGCCGUAUGUCUUCUCCCAACAACCCGUCAAUUCUUCUAAAUAAUUGCGACAUUCAACUGCUCAAGUUGACGUCUCAAUUGAGCCCCCUCGAAGAUCAAGUCAAACAGAAUCGAGUGCCAGGACGAGCGCAUCAGCAACGGCGAAGCAUAACACUUUUAAAUUUUGAUCAUCAUCAUCGUGCACGAUCGCCCACGACUUGAGGUUAAUGGUGCUAAUAAAUUUUUAUGAAUUAAAAAAAAAAA